Gracilinanus agilis (Agile Gracile Mouse Opossum) is the source of this 982-nucleotide messenger RNA. RefSeq names its product VOPP1 WW domain binding protein (gene VOPP1). Gene Ontology annotation, cellular component: cytoplasmic vesicle membrane. NCBI's taxonomy places the organism in Eukaryota, Metazoa, Chordata, Mammalia, Didelphimorphia, Didelphidae. Bases 226 to 738 code for a protein of 170 amino acids. The record is from RefSeq and is a predicted model, not a curated record. The transcript has 5 exons.
CUCCUCGGCUCUCCUUAGGCUCCGGCUCCUGAGGGCGGCGCGCCCCGAGGCACGCAGGCGGCUCCUAGGCUUGCUCCCACCCACCGUCCCUCCCCUCCGGGGACAGAAUGAGGGGGCUUGCUCCGCUGACAGCUCGCCAGUGUUUCUGAAGCAGGAGGAGGACGGAGGGGAGAGCCGCACGCCCUCUCUCCUGCCGUCCGCUGGGACCUGAGCUGAGAAGGAGCCAUGAAACCCGCUCCGUGGAGGAUCCUUCUCUCGUUGCUGCUGUGGCUCCUGCUGGAGUGUACAGAGGCCAAAAAACAUUGCUGGUAUUUUGAAGGAAUAUAUCCGACAUAUUAUAUAUGCCGUUCCUAUGAAGACUGCUGUGGGUCAAGAUGCUGUGUGCGGGCUCUGUCCAUACAGAGGCUCUGGUAUUUUUGGUUUCUACUGAUGAUGGGCGUUCUCUUCUGCUGUGGAGCUGGCUUCUUCAUCCGCAGGAGGAUGUACCCUCCACCACUAGUUGAAGAACCAACAUUUAAUGUGUCCUACACCAGGCAGCCCGCAAAUUCGACAGCAGGAGCCCAGCAACCAAGCAUGCCAUAUUACACUGAUCCUGGAGGAGCUGUGAUGAACCCAAUGGCGAUGGCUUUCCACGUCCAGCCCAACUCACCGCAGGGCACCCCAGUUUAUCCACCCCCACCCUCCUACUGUAAUACACCACCUCCCCCCUAUGAACAGGUGGUAAAGUCUGCCAAGUAGUGGUGAUGAAGGUCAGACGAUUUAAUGCUGUACCAUGGGGCAGUCACAGGGGGAGCUGAGGGAGGAGGCCUCGGCAUUUCUGCGAUACUCAUCCUUCUACCCUCCCUGUCCCCAUCAAUGUUAGUCAUAAGGAAUGAUCUUAUGGGCUGCCUGUGGGUCCAUUUUCCUUUGAUGUCUUCAAAGCAAGCACAACGCCCCUUCUGAGGGUUUUAUGGAGACCUCUCUUUUAAAGUCACAUUGUGUG